Molecule: messenger RNA, 1002 nt
Organism: Morus notabilis
Lineage: Eukaryota; Viridiplantae; Streptophyta; Magnoliopsida; Rosales; Moraceae
Product: transcription factor bHLH95
Exons: 4
Coding region: 1-1002 (333 amino acids)
Biological process (GO): regulation of DNA-templated transcription; endosperm development
Molecular function (GO): protein dimerization activity; DNA-binding transcription factor activity
Source: RefSeq, a predicted model, not a curated record
AUGUCUGAAGAAGGAUUCGCCAUAGUUGGGAACGAGAUGGGUUUUCUAUGGGAAGAAAACGAGUGUAAUUGGGCAAAUAAUUUGUCCAACAACUCAUCACCAACAGGCGGUGCAGGUUAUACUGGAACUGCUGACGAAGAAGAAGAAGAAAAGUCCGAGGGCAAAAAGAUGAAGAGCUCGAACGGCGGCGGGGGGCCAAAAGCGAAUAAAGGGAAAGAAGGGGCACCGCAGGGAAAUAAUAAGAAGAAGCGGAGCCGAGGGGGUAUCACGAAAGAAGGAAAAAAAGUUGGUGGUGGGGAAUCGGAUCAUGAAAUACAUAUAUGGACGGAGAGAGAGAGGAGGAAGAAGAUGAGGAACAUGUUUGCUAAUCUUCAUGCUUUGCUUCCCCAACUCCCUCCUAAGGCCGACAAAUCCACAAUUGUUGAUGAAGCAGUGAACUACAUCCGAACCCUACAGCAGACUCUCCAAAAGUUACAAAAACAAAAACUGGAAAAGCUUCAAGGAGCUACUACUAGUAGUACCACAAUUUCUUCUUUCAACUGUGAGCCUUCCCUAAUUUCCCAACAAAAGGUAGCCUAUAAGGAUACCAGGGAGGCAUUCUUAGCUGACCAAGGAUCUUGCAAUGAACUUGUCACUAUGGGAAACAACAUAAAUAACCCUUCUUCAAAUUCACUCUCGGUAGUUUCACAGUUCUCUCCUGUAAUGUUCCAAACAUGGACUUCCUCCAAUGUGGUCUUGAACAUCUGCGGUGACCAAGCACAUAUCAGCAUUUGCUCGCCCAGAAAACCUGGCCUCCUCACCUCCAUUUGCUAUGCCUUGGAGAAGCAUAAGAUAACGCUCGUUUCGGCUCAGAUCUCGUCCGAUGGUGAUCGGAACAUGUACAUGAUCCAUGCACAUCAUGCAAGUAACGGAGCUUCAGAUCAGUUCCUAGAGGCGUUUAAUCCUGUAGAAGAAGUUUUCAAGCAAGCUGUUGGGGAGAUAAUGUUAUGGGUGUCUUCUUGA